CUGCUAAGAGACCUCUUUAUCUUUCUCUCUUUCUCAAGAAUGAGAGAUUUUCCCGAUUUCGACGCGAAAAACGAGUCGAUUGUGUUGCCUCCCGGUUUUCGAUUCCAUCCGACAGACGAGGAGCUUAUCACUCAUUACUUGUCUCGGAAAGUUAUCGACAAUAGCUUUAGCUCGGUAGCUAUAGGUGAGGUGGACCUCAAUAAAGUUGAGCCUUGGGAUUUGCCUAGUAAGGCGAAAAUCGGAGAAAAAGAGUGGUAUUUUUUCUGUAUUAGGGAUAAGAAGUACCCAACCAGUGUAAGAACCAACCGAGCUACCGUUGCCGGAUAUUGGAAGGCGACCGGCAAAGAUAGGGAGAUUUUCCGGUCGAAUAUUUUAGUCGGGAUGAAGAAAACCCUUGUUUUUUACGAAGGGCGACCCCUGAAAGGAACAAAAACUAAUUGGGUCAUGCAUGAAUUUAGAUUGGAGGGCAAGCAUUAUCUGCAUAAUGUCCCCAAAAAUGAUAAAAAUAAAUGGGUUAUAUGCAAAGUUUUCAAGAAGGCUUCAGAAGAGAAAACACACAAUUUGUCGGGGCUCGUGAGUAAUGUGAAUUUUGGCGAUGAUUCACGAACGUUCGAUUUACCUCCAUUAGUAGAUGUGUCAUCUUACGAGAAUCACACGAGCUCUGUAUAUCCACCUGAGGAGUCAUCACGCGCAACAUGCUUCUUCACCAAGCCUACGGUGGACCCUCGAGGCAUAUUGGUUCAUGAUAUUACUUCUAGCUCGAGAAGUUGUAGUUUUGAAUCUCGUCCAUUGAUUAGUAUUCAUCAAGUUUCUAACAAUUCAGGCUCGGUUUUAUCGUCUCGUGAAGUAUCUAUUGGAGAGAGUACGAAAGAUGUGGAUUCGGUUUUUAUGCAAGAUCAGACAGUGUUGCAGCUUUUGCUCGAUAAUGGUGCCGAAUUUGCCGAAGGUUUGUCAUUUCAACAAGUCGGGUUAAAGUCUUACGAGGAACGAGAGCUUCGAAAUAUUUUCGAUGCACAGGGAGACCUUGAUUGCCUGUGGAAUUACUGAAGUUUUUAGACCUUGAAAACAAAAGUUAGAAGGUCUAGUUUGGCUAAAAUUUGGUCUAAGUUUAGCUUUGGGGAAGAAGAUAGUGCUAAACCUUG
This is a messenger RNA of Striga asiatica, 1142 nucleotides long. The record is from the annotation of a GenBank genome assembly. Lineage: Eukaryota; Viridiplantae; Streptophyta; Magnoliopsida; Lamiales; Orobanchaceae.